This is a messenger RNA of Striga hermonthica, 1491 nucleotides long. The record is from the annotation of a GenBank genome assembly. Lineage: Eukaryota; Viridiplantae; Streptophyta; Magnoliopsida; Lamiales; Orobanchaceae.
AUGGCGCUUAAGCUUCCAGCGGGAGAGGCUGCUAAGGUGGCCUUUAGUUCAAUUGGUCGUGGAUAUGAUAUCUCCUUGGAUCUUAGACUAAAGUAUUGUAAGGGUGAUUCUCGUUUGAUCGAGAUUGAUGAGGAUCAGGGUCUUGAGAUUGUUCUUCCAACUGGAGUUUCAGUUCCUAACGUGUCGAAAUCUAUCAAAUGCGAUAAAGGGGAGCGGACGAGGUUUCGUUCCGACGUUCUCACCUUCCAGCAGAUGUCUGAGCAAUUUAAUCAAGAGCUAUCAUUGACUGGAAAGAUUCCUUCAGGGCUCUUCAAUGCUAUGUUUGAGUUUUCUGGUUGUUGGCGGAAAGAUGCUGCGUACACCAAAACCCUUGCGUUCGAUGGAGUAUUUAUAACGCUGUAUACAGUUGCACUAGAAAAGUCACAGAUGGUGCUUAAGGAUCACGUGAAGAAAGAAGUUCCAUCGACAUGGGAGCCUGCGGCAUUGGCAAGGUUUAUUAGUAAGUUUGGCACUCAUGUUAUUGUUGGCGUGAAGAUGGGCGGUAAGGAUGUAAUUUACAUGAAACAACAACAUUUUUCAUCACUCCAACCAGCUGAUGUGCAAAAAAAGUUGAAGUCUAUGGCAGAUAAGAGGUUCAUGGAUGCAAAUGCACAAAAUGAGCUGGAUUUAGAAAUAUACCAAAGCCAGAAGUUUGAAAUGAAGGAGUCACGGCUCAGGUUCGCAGAUAAUGGCACAUUAAGUUCUUAUUCACAUAAAGAUGACAUCGUUAGCAUCUGCAAAAGAAGAGGAGGAAGUGAUGGAGGAAGUUUGACGCACAAUGAGUGGCUACAAACAGUUCUGUUGGAGCCCGAUGUCAUCUCAAUGUCCUUUAUACCGAUAACAUCAUUGCUAAAUGGCGUUCCUGGAAGUGGAUAUUUGAGUCAUGCCAUAAAUCUGUAUUUGCGCUACAAACCACCAAUUGAAGAGCUUCACCAGUUUCUGGAAUUCCAGCUGCCUCGGCAGUGGGCACCUGUGUUUAGUGAUCUUCCCCUUGGCCCUCAACGAAGACAGCAAAGUUCAGCUUCAUUGCAGUUUAGUCUCAUGGGUCCCAGACUUUUUGUAAAUACUACAGUGGUUGAUGCGGGCAAGCGGCCCGUGACGGGGAUGAGAUUGUACCUUGAGGGCAAGCGCAGCAACCGCCUGGCAUCGGGCCUCAUAUCCACACUCAUCAGCACCCACUUCACGUCCCCCCAGAAGAAGCCUUUGCCGGCCAUGCAGGAUGUGAACGUCAAUUCGGCUGUCUACCCUGGGGGGCCUCCCGCGCCCGCGCAGGCCUCCAAGCUGCUGAGGUUCGUGGACGUGACGGAGAUGACGCGGGGCCCGCAGGAGCCGCCGGGGUACUGGGUGGUGUCGGGGGCGAGGCUCGUGGUCGAGCGCGGGAAGAUCUCGAUCCGGGUCAAGUACUCGCUGCUCACGGUUGUACAACCGGAGGAUGAUGAUGUGGUGGAAUGA